AGUCGAAUUGCGUUCAAGCUGUCAAAACGGUAGUUAUUAUUAUAGAAAUUUCCGAUAGUCGAAGAUUUUUUUUUAGAAUGGCUGCAAAACAAGAGACUGAACGGUUCUCGCCGGAAAUGAACGCCUGCAAGGUCAUUAUGAAAAGGUUGUUCUCCAAUACCUAUAAGAAUAUUGCUUGGGUUUUCUACGAGCCACUGGAUCCCCAGCUGCUGGGCCUCCACGAUUACCAUGAGAUUGUCCAGGAACCCAUGGAUCUGUCCACCGUGAGGCAUCGUUUGAAUACGGGUUGCUAUCUCAAUGCCGUGGAUUUCGCCAAUGACAUUAGGCUGAUUUUCUACAACACCUAUCUGUACACGAAUCCCGAUCACCUCUGCUACCACAUGGCCAAACAGCUGCAGAUCAUCUUCGAGGAUAUGUUCGCCCAUGUGCAGCUCUACAUCAUCUCCGGCAGUAGAGUGCGUGCCGAAGAAGUGACGUCCUCGAGCUCCUCAGAUGAAUCGGACUCAUCAUCGUCGGAGAACGAGGUGAGCUCCCCGGAGGUGUCCUCCCCCCCCAUAAUGGGUGCGCCCCCCGAAUGUACUCCGAGCCCCGAAUGUACUCCGACCCGCGAAUCGACUCCGCCGGCACCCUUGGGAACUUCGGAGCAGCAGGAGCCGUUCACAGCCGAGGAGGACCUUGAUCUGCACGCCAAGAUUCAGCAGCUGGACGGCGAGGUGCUGCUCCACGUGAUCCAUUUCAUCCAACGCAUGGAAGGCGCCGAGUACUGCAACAAAGAGCUGGAGUUCGACAUCUGUAAACUGAAGGGGCACACCAAGCGCUGCAUCCUGGAUUAUUUGGCCAACAAGGGGUUCACCGGCAAAAGAGCGGCCUGCACCAAGCCCAAAUAUAACUAAGUUCCAGAUUGCAAAAGAGUUUUAAUUUAUUGUAAUCUAGUCCUUCUUGCCCAAAAGCCUCUCCUGCUCCUUUCUCUUGUCGCGCAUGGAGCGGUAGUUCCGGAAAUCCCCAUUCCACGUCUUGUUACGCAUGAUCUCCAGCGGAUUGGAAGCUAUGUACGCGAAGAAGGUCUUGCGAGGAGGUCCUCCAGGCACCAGAUAGUUACCCAUGGCGUACCAGGCGGAGCUC
This is a messenger RNA of Drosophila simulans, 1122 nucleotides long. RefSeq names its product bromodomain testis-specific protein (gene tbrd-3). Gene Ontology annotation, biological process: regulation of DNA-templated transcription; chromatin remodeling. Gene Ontology annotation, cellular component: chromatin; nucleus. The transcript has a single exon. Lineage: Eukaryota; Metazoa; Arthropoda; Insecta; Diptera; Drosophilidae. Bases 78 to 893 code for a protein of 271 amino acids. The record is from RefSeq and is a predicted model, not a curated record.